AUGGAUUUCCUGCCCAUAGCAGACUGGAGCCUCAGGAUGGAUGACACGUACUUGGAUGUGUUCGUGGCCGUGCACAAACUGCUCCAAAGCUGCGGAAAACUCAUGGCAAACAUCGAGUUGAAGCUGGAGUCCGCCAAUGGAGUGGGUGUGAGGACCCAAACAACAGCAAUAGGUUUUCUAAUGACACGCCUGAUUCCGUCCACGCUGAAGCGCAAGCUUCGCAAGAAAGAGAUAUCCCGCUUCUCAAGCCAAAUAGGCCACAGUCUCGACUACCAAGUGAUGUGGCACAGCUCAAGACUCUGA
Symbiodinium necroappetens is the source of this 303-nucleotide messenger RNA. NCBI's taxonomy places the organism in Eukaryota, Dinophyceae, Suessiales, Symbiodiniaceae. The record is from the annotation of a GenBank genome assembly.